Eubalaena glacialis (North Atlantic right whale) is the source of this 465-nucleotide messenger RNA. Its product is annotated as programmed cell death protein 5-like. Gene Ontology annotation, molecular function: DNA binding. Gene Ontology annotation, cellular component: nucleus; cytosol. Lineage: Eukaryota; Metazoa; Chordata; Mammalia; Artiodactyla; Balaenidae. The coding region runs from base 1 to 387 and encodes 128 amino acids. The record is from RefSeq and is a predicted model, not a curated record. The transcript has 2 exons.
AUGACAGUUCUGAGGCUGACCAUCAAAGUCCAAAAAAAUUUAAUUGUUCCGACCCAAGGGUCUGCUGUGUGCCAGGACCCUGGCGAUGUAGCACAACAGGAAGCAAAGCAAAGGGAAGCAGAAAUGAGAAACAGUAUCUUAGCCCAAGUUCUGGAUCAGUCAGCCCGGGCCCGAUUAAGUAACUUAGCACUUGUAAAGCCUGAGAAAACUAAAGCAGUAGAGAAUUACCUUAUACAGAUGGCACGGUAUGGACAACUAAGUGGGAAGGUAUCAGAACAAGGUUUAAUAGAAAUCCUCGAGAAAGUAAGCCAACAAACAGAAAAGAAAACAACAGUUAAGUUCAGCAGAAGAAAAGUAAUGGACUCUGAUGAAGAUGACGAUUAUUGAAUUUAAGAUGUCUAGAGACUGGGACUUCAUGGAGCAAUUCUAGGACAGAUAAUACUUGGCAGAAGUUAAGAUCUUGAU